CAACCACUAUUGUGAAAUAUUGUGGUUCCAGUAAGAUUCCCCCAUCGGUAGAGGCAAAGACAGAUUGACUCAUUAAGAGAGGAUUGAAACCAAAGCUACACACAUUGGAAAGCUGUAGAGAGAGAGCCUUCAUCAUGAUAAUUCAAUUCACAAGCAAUUAACAAUUCUCCACACAGUGCUAUUACCAUAACAGGAGAAGGAAAACAGUUUCAUGAGAAACAUGUUAAAUCCUGCAAAACUGAUGAAGACAGUGCCUCCCAAGCAGUGGAAAUCUAGAGAGGCCCUUCACUCCUGAAUCUGACUUCUUGUGAUAGUUGUUGAUCUAUGAGGAUUGCAUGCAGUAGAUCCGGAGGUUGGUUCCAGAACCAAUAUGGAGGGAGACUUCCAUUAAGGGCCAUUCUAGCUAGGACAUGAGCUGUGUUGUUUCCAGAUUUGGCUGUCCAGCUGAAGACAAUCUGUUUCAAACACCACCUCUUCAAGGUUCAUGUUCUUUGCAAUCAGCACAGCUUCCCUAAGAGCCAAGGCCUCAGCAAGGAUUGGUUUGGAAGUGAGGAAGCGUUUUGUUGAGCCAAAGAUCUAAAGUAGCUCCAUCCAGCGAAGGAGUUGGCAGGAGUCCUUCAUUACCAUCCUGGACUGGAAUGGCCUCAUCAUUUUCUGCCUCUGUCAUGGUCACAGAGAAUGGUAUUUCCUCAUCAGUUCUGUUACCCCUCUCCAUAGAGGUAAGGAAUGCUUGAGGAAAACUUAAAACCAAGUGAAAAGCUGAUUGAAAAGUGAGCAGGAGAUUGAGAAGAAAAAAGGAACAAAAUCCUCUUGCAAAAGGCAAAGGAAGUGUAAUCCAGCAAGGAUCUGGAAUAAAACUCUUCCUAGGUCUCAACACUCUCAAUGGGUAUAACCCUAGCAGAGCAAAACCUAAAAGAGUUUUGGUCAAUCUAUUCUUCAGAUUAAUACUGAUUCCUAAGAGGGUUAGGUUCUAAAAAAAUAAAAAUAAAAAAAUGAGCAGCUUCUCAAAGAUUUACGAAGGUGGUGGAUGGACCACACAUGAGGACAAUUUUUUCUUAAAUAUGCCCAUACCUGCCACUGCCCGAGAAGGAGACAAAAAAUUUGAAGGACUAAAUUGUCGUUCCCUAGAUUUUUGGUUGAAAGCUGCUGAUACUUUUAACGGCAUAGCCAAUAUUGAGAAAACAACGUGUGACUUGAUUGAAAGACUAAAGAUCUUGAAAAAGGCUACCAUGAGUAAGACUGGUCUUCCUGAUGCAUGGAUGUCAAGGGCCAAAGCUAUUAAGUUAUUUUUGGAAUUGAAAAUGCGAAUCCCUUCACUGUCCACACCUAAAUUAAAAGCCAAUUCCAUCUCCGGGAACGUGAGCGGGGGGAGUCCAUCAACGACAACUACAUCUGUGGAGGCCUCCGCUUCUACUGUGACCCUUGUUUCUCGAAAAUACCCCUCUCCAAAAGACAAGGACAAAUUUGUUGAAAUUGUUCAGAAAUUACUCGUAAACCGUCGCAUACAUUGUUCACGAAUUGAAACUCUACCAUUUGAGUUGCUGAAUAAGGUGUUGAUGAGAGGUCUAUUUUAUGACAUUGAAAAUAUGAUCACCCUCGAUCAAAAAGAUAAAUAUCUCACCUAUUUGUUGAAAACUUAUGAGAUAAAUAUAUAAGAGUGCAGAUGGUGGUGGGGCUGCAAGAGAGACGUUUGGUUAAUUUAUGCCGGAUAAUUCUAUUCUCGUAUGGUUAAUUAAUGCUGGAUAAUUGUUAUCACCUGUUCAAUGUUCUUAUAUAUAUUUUGAGAGAUUCAGCUUCUGUUGGACCGCGAGUGGCAUGUUCAACUUCUUCAUAUUCCUAGAACAGCUAAUGAUGUAGCUAAUUGUCUAGCGGGUUUGGGUGCAGAGCUCUAGUGCUCAUAUACUAGGUCGGAGGAACCUCCUCCACAACUUCUUCCUGUUUUGGCUAGGGACCUCCUAGCGUUAAGUCUUCGUUUAAUUUUUUGAUGUACAAAAAAAAUUGCCCUUAUAUAUAUUUAUGAGUUUAUCUUGAUGUUAA
Lotus japonicus is the source of this 2037-nucleotide messenger RNA. RefSeq lists its product as uncharacterized. The transcript is spliced from 5 exons. The coding region runs from base 993 to 1655 and encodes 220 amino acids. Lineage: Eukaryota; Viridiplantae; Streptophyta; Magnoliopsida; Fabales; Fabaceae. The record is from RefSeq and is a predicted model, not a curated record.